Molecule: messenger RNA, 3350 nt
Organism: Labrus bergylta (ballan wrasse)
Lineage: Eukaryota; Metazoa; Chordata; Actinopteri; Labriformes; Labridae
Biological process (GO): protein localization to plasma membrane
Cellular component (GO): plasma membrane
Source: RefSeq, a predicted model, not a curated record
CCUACAGGGUAAGGCGUUGCUCUGAAGGAGUGGCAGAGAAACAGACUCUCCCAUAAAGCAGGUCUGUCCUCUGGAUGGACGAGGUCUACACUUGACUAUACGACAGAGCAGCUGUCUGAUUAGGACUUUAUUCUUAUUUUUCCCAGUACAAAUCUUGCUAUGCAGGUAUGAUGCUGACUUUUUAAGGAAUCUCUGAUGCCCUGAAGAGAUCUACUGCUGACUUUUUUUUUAAAAACACCUCGACUUAAAGAAUUUCUGUUAUAUCGUUGAUAUUUUUCACUCAUUUUUCUCACCAUCAAGACAUGGUUCUCUGGAUUAUCUUCCCCAUCCUCCUCUCUCUGGUGUCCUGCAUUGGAACAUGGAGUGUAUAUGGCAUUGCUCUCGCAAACUAUCACGUGUGCUCUCUCAGUGACUGGGGGGAUGACAACUAUUGCAAAGGGAAUCAGACCACUGGAUGCUGUUUUGUUCCAACUAUAAGCUCAAGUGGAAUAAAUGCACCAGAAAAUUCCCUCUUUACAGCCACGAUCAACGCUGGAGCCUUCAUGUUCCUGCUGUUCUGUAUGUUCCAUCAUGCACACGUUAUGGAGAAACAUGCGUGUCAUGUCAUGCAGAGCAGGAUCGCGCUGGUGUUCGGUGUGGUGGCAUCCAUGGGGGCAUUUGCAGCUGGAAACUGCAACCCGGGUUACCUGGCUCUCCUGCACUACUUUGGUGCUGCCGUCAGCUUCAUGUGCAUCUGCUUCUACACCGUCCUGCUCACCUCUCUGACCAGGAAGUGUGUCCUGACUGGCUAUGAGAAGAUUCUCCACCCGCUGCGCACCUUCUCUACUGUAGUCCAAGCUAUCGUCACCAUCUGCUAUACUGUUUUGUUCACCCAGGAUCAGUACUUGUACGUCCACUUGGCGGCUGUAUUCGAGUGGAUGCUCAGUGUAAACCUUGAGCUUUUUGAGCUCAGCUACGCCGUGGAGUUUUGCUUCUUCUCGUCCUACAUGAUUACAAAUCUGCUGUCCGAACGGGAGGAAGAAAAGCCUUUGAUGAUGACUCUGUCGUGAUAUGAGGCUGCCAGGGUCCAGCUGAGGAGCGUGGGCGCUGAGAAUGGACUGAGUAAGACAUCCUUAGAAACUGUGGCUGGACAGUAACAUUUUGAACUACCAUGAACCAGAUGUUGAAUGACACCUGUGGUGAGAAGUGGUUAAAAAAAUUGUAUUUAUAUGUAUAAAAAAAAUAACUUAAAGCAUACGAACAAAACACAAAGGAAUGUACUUUACUUUUGCUCAGGACACAUUGCUGCUGUGCCAACAGAACAACCUAAAGGUAUCAUACUUUUGUGUACUUAAUUUAACACUGAUCAGCCGUGACCAUUUUGACAACUGACAAGGUAAAACAAAUAACAUGAAACAUCUCUUUACAAAUGACAGCAAGUGAACAUUUUGUCCUCAAAGUUGACGUGUGUGAAGCGGGAUGAAUAGGCAUGAGUAGGAAUGUGAGCGACCUUGACAAUGCACCAUAAAUGGUUCAAGGAAGGGAAACCAGUGAACUUGCGAAAGGGUGUGUAGGCUGGCCUGUGUGGUCCUAUCCAACUGCAGAGCUAUUUGAAUGCUUGUUCUGAAACAAUGGUGUCAGAACACACAGUGUUUUGUAUCCGGCUGCUUAGUCGCAGACCUGUCAUGGUGCACAGGCUGACCCUCGUCAAGCGCCCAAAAUGCCAAGAAUGAGCCUGUGAGCAUUUGAAGUGCACCACUGAGCAAGGGAUGAGGCCCCAGAUCGCAACUUACAGGACUAACAGGAUCUGUUGCUAACGUCUUAGAUACAUCAGCACACCCUCAGAGGAAUAGUGGAGUCAGAAUCAAAGCAGCCCUGACCUGACGAGAGGGACACCUACACAACAUUAGGCAGCUGGUCAUAAUGUUAUGGCUGAUCAGUGUAUAUUUUAAUAAAAUGGUUUUUUUUUUGGUUUGUUCACAUUAACACAUUUUUUGUUGUUGUACAAAAGCAACAAGCUGUGUAAACUUCCUCUUUGUUAGCCUAACAAUGUGGAUCUGUAAGUCUUUAGCGCUUCAUAAAAAUAACAUAUAUAAGUCUGGUUAUUCUCUGUAUGCACAUAUAGGAUAGUGUAAAGAUACGAUAAAGAUAAACUUUAUUGAUCUCCCCCAUGGGCGACAUUUUUUCAUUAGGCUUAGGUACAAGGGUGGAGAACGUCGCAGUACACCCAUUCACAUAGUCUAAGGCCCUGUGACGAAACGAGAGCCAGUUAGACUGGAUGAUUCACACUGAGUGGCAUUCACACGAGUCACUUUUGACAAGUUACUCACACUGUGUACUGAAUACAAGGACGUUAAGAAAAAAAGUGACAAAUCCUGAAGAGUUGGCUUGAUCACGCACAGAGCAGUGGGUGUAGUCUGUGUCAACAUUCCUAGGUGUGGGCUGGUUACAGGUGUUUACAGGUAUCCCAGAUCAUGUUUUACAACAAAGCAGAGGGAUGUUUGCUGAAUGUAUUCCCGCCCGGAUAAUAAUAUAAUUUAUACUUCAUUGAAUGGCUUAUAGAUUUAAAUUGGUAGAUCUCAGUAUUUGUAGUCUAAUCCUUAUUUUGUCUUUGAGUGGGCGUGGCUUACUUGAAAUAGGUGAUGUCACAUACCUGGUUCAGUUAAUGUGAACAGACUGAAUGUUUUUUGUCAUAGUUUUAUAGAAAUAUAAACAAUUAUCUGAUUGCAAUAAGGAUGUUGGAUUAGAGCUUUACAGUUUUAUGGAUAUGCACGGAUCCAGGUUAUGAUUAUGAAAAUUAUCACAAUAGUAUUUGGUUUUUUUUACAUAUUUAUUCUAUUUUAUCUUUGCUUACUGUUUUUAAUAAAAUUAAAAUAUAUAUCCCAAAACAAGUGUUGUGGUUGAUGAUUAAUCUCAAUUAGAUCCUUAAUAAUAUUGACACAGUACAUAACAGACUGUUGAGUAACUAAAGCUGAGGCAAUGACUGAGGAUAGCCAGACAUCAUGAAAUGACGGCUCUCUGAGUACAGCCGAGUUUUGAAAUAACCCUUUUGAGUACCCUAACUUUGAAAUAAAAUCCAAGGGUGCUUGUCAACAAAUUCUAAAAUUAACUUAUUUGUUAAAAAAUAUUGUAUAUAUGAAGACAUUCAUACAUAUGCUAUUUAGAGGGUAUGAUGUACAAGAAGUUGUCAGUUCUUUAAAUCAGCAGUUGAAUUAUCAUUUGAUUGUCAGAGUAUCAAAUACGAUGCGUAACAGUGUUUUUGUAAAGAUGUUUCAGAGACUUCCUGCCUUCAAUGUCGCUCCAUAACUGUUGGGUGUGUUCACAGACAUAAUUAAUAAGUUCACAUAAUUUUUCCAUUGAUAGAAGUGUUU